Messenger RNA from Aspergillus niger, 1005 nucleotides. RefSeq lists its product as uncharacterized. NCBI's taxonomy places the organism in Eukaryota, Fungi, Ascomycota, Eurotiomycetes, Eurotiales, Aspergillaceae. Gene Ontology annotation, molecular function: Rab geranylgeranyltransferase activity. Gene Ontology annotation, biological process: protein geranylgeranylation. Gene Ontology annotation, cellular component: Rab-protein geranylgeranyltransferase complex. The coding region runs from base 1 to 1005 and encodes 334 amino acids. The transcript has 4 exons. The record is from RefSeq and is a predicted model, not a curated record.
AUGUCCUUAGUUUCGGGUCCUGGUAGGGCUGCUGGGAUCGAAUCCAGCUUGAAUCUUAGUGUCGAAAGACAUGUGGAUUACAUCAAGAACUUGGACAGCAGGAGGGAUGAGCUAGAAUAUUGGCUUACAGAACACCUUCGCCUGAAUGGGGUGUAUUGGGGCUUGACGGCUCUACAUCUCCUUGGCCGUCCCGAUGUCCUUCCUCGUGAAGAUACCAUCGAUUUUGUUCUCUCGUGUCAACGGGAGAAUGGCGGCUUCGGGGCAGCUCCGGGCCAUGAUGCACACAUGCUGUACACAGUAUCGGCAGUGCAAAUUCUCGUAACCCUAGACGCGGUGGAUGAGCUGGAGAAGCGCGGUCUAGGAGGAAAAGAGAAGGUUGGCUCUUUCAUCGCAGGGCUACAGGACAAAGACACUGGCGCUUUCAUGGGCGAUGAAUGGGGUGAGAGAGAUACACGCUUUCUGUAUGGCGCGUUUAAUGCACUCUCCCUUCUUGGGCUUCUUCACACAGUUGAUGUGCCCAAAGCCAUUUCCUAUGUCCAACAGUGUGAGAACUUGGACGGCGGCUAUGGCAUCCAGCCUGGAGCUGAGUCACAUGCUGGUCAAAUUUUCACUUGCGUAGGAGCUCUGGCAAUCGCCGGACGACUGGACUUGGUAAACAAGGACCGUCUUGGAGGUUGGCUCAGCGAAAGACAGGUCGAAAAUGGUGGUCUGAAUGGAAGGCCCGAGAAACUGCCCGAUGCAUGCUAUAGCUGGUGGGUUGGUGCUAGCUUGGCUAUGAUCGACAAACUCCACUGGAUUGAUAGUGGCAAGCUUUCUGCUUUCAUCUUGCGCUGUCAGGAUUCGGAGGCUGGGGGUAUCGGAGACAGACCAGGCAGCAUGGUUGAUGUGUUUCAUACGCAUUUUGCCAUUGCCGGUUUGAGCCUGUUGAAGUUCAAUGGCAUCCAAGAAGUAGAUCCUGUUUAUUGUAUGCCGAAGGCAAUUACACAGAAAUAUCUGCAACGGUAA